AGCCGAACGUCGUUGUGUAUAUAUAUGUACACAUUUCGUCGACGCCGCUGCUGCUGUUUCUUCUGCUGCUCCGGUGCGUCGGCGUCUCGUCUACGACGAGUACGAAAAAUAAAUAAGAAAAAGAAAAUAAUAAAAGAGUCGGAAAUACAACGCGUGGGUGAAGGUUUUUUUCUCUCUUCGAGUUUUACAUUGUUGCAUACGGUGUGUCGUUAUAGAUACAUUAUUCUCCUCAGCGUUGAAGAGCGAGAAAAAGAUUGUGUAAGAAAAACGAGUUUUAAUCAUCAUCAGUCGGUCGGUCGGUCAUCGUCGUAGUCGUCGUCGUCUUCGUCUACACCAGAGCUCGCACAAUGCAUACAUAUGCAUAAACAGCUUCGGAGUCAAGGCAGUAUAGUGCAGUGGUUUUCGCGCCAAAGUGCGGGAAAUAUAUCGUAUAAACGAACAUUUUCCAAGGCGUUCCCUGCGGUCUUUCGCACAGACGCUUGACUCUUCUAGCGUGUGCUUAUGUGAGUAGACGCUUUUAAAAGUGAACGGUGUUUAUACGAGCGCGCGCGCGUGCCUCUACUUGGGUAAUAAUCAUCUAUCUGCUCGAGAGCAGUAAAUGGCAUCGCGUCGAAAAUAUCUAUAGAGAGGCAUUCGUUGACUUGCAUAUCAAUAACGCGCGCGCGCACACACACACGAAUACAGUAUGGAGAUAAGACUCGACUGAUGCAGAUUAUUACAUACUCCUCGAGACGACCGAAUGAUAUAUUUCAAUAAUUAAUUUAUAUCGUCGAAAACAAAGCGAAAUUAUAAUAUACAGAGUCGAAAAAAAGAAGAAGAUAGAUAGAGCGAGAUGGAUUUGUCGAGGCAGAGCUCGAAAAUGGAGCAACACGGCACGAUGUCGUCGAUGGAGAUGCUGGCCCCGGUCACGGCCAGCCGGACGAAUCAGCUGAAUCUCACCUUCAGCGAGCUCGGCUACACCGUCAGGUCGAAUUUCUUAACCAAAGAUAGGAAAGCUCUGCUGUCGCAGAUAAGCGGCGACUUUCGGCCGGGCGAGCUGAUCGCCAUCGUCGGGCCGUCGGGCGCCGGCAAGUCCACCCUCAUGGACAUACUCGCCGGUUUCACGAUCGAGAAUGUGACGGGCAGGUGCGAGGUGAACGGCCGCGAGCGCGACAUCAGGGCGUUCAGGCGCUCCUCGGCCUACAUCAUGCAGGACGACAAUCUGCAGCCGCUGCUCACGGUCGAGGAGGCGAUGCGCUGCGCCGCCGAUCUCAAGCUCGACACCACCGCCCAGGACAAGGAGCAGGCCAUAAACGUCAUACUCAAGGAGCUGGGCUUGGACCAGGCCCGUCGCACCCUGUCCAAGAGUCUGUCGGGCGGCGAGAAGAAGCGCCUGUCCAUCGGCCUCGAGCUCAUCAGCAAUCCGCCCAUCAUGUUCUUCGACGAGCCGACCUCGGGCCUGGACAGCGUGACGUCGCGUCAGUGCUUCGGCAUACUCAAGUCGCUGGCGGCGGACGGACGCACCAUCGUCUGCACCGUGCACCAGCCCUCGGACUCGCUCUUCGACAUGAUCGACCAUUUGUACGUGCUGGCCGAGGGCAGAUGCUGCUACGCCGGCUCGGCCGGCCAGCUGGUGAACUUUUUGCGCGACAGCUGCCGACUCGACUGUCCGACCUAUCACAAUCCGGCUGAUUUUCUGCUGGAGGUGAUCAACGGCGAUUACGGCGAUCACUUGCCGGGCAUGAUCGCCGCCUCGGAGAACGGCCUGUGCGAGCGAUGGCGCGUCCUGCGCGAGGACGAGCUCGCACCGACACCGGUGGCGGGCUCCAGUAAAUCUCCACCGCCACCGGCUCCGAUGAUUCCGGCACAUCCCAAGGCGCAAAAACUGGACUACGAGCUGGCGCCAAGGCUGCCGCUGCCGUCGACGCCGAUCUUCUACGAGCUGAGCGGCAGCGGCGGUAAGGCCUACUACGCAGCGGGCUUCUGGCGACAGCUCUGGAUACUGCUGAAACGCAACGCCCUGAGGCUGUCGCGCGAUCGAGUGCUGACCUUCACGCGAUUAACGAUGCACCUGUGCGUCGCACUGCUCGUCAGCGUGAUAUUCUUUCGAAUCGGCCAGGACGCGGCGCACGCCCUGGACAAUUUCGCCCUGCUGUUCUUCAGCCUGAUGUUCGUGAUGUACAGCGCGUUCAGCGCGACCCUCGUCACCUUCCCGGCCGAGCUGCCGAUCCUGACCCGCGAGCACUUCAAUCGCUGGUACAGGCUGCGCAGCUUCUAUCUGGCCCAGAAGCUCGCCGAUCUGCCGGUGCAGGUGUGCGCCGCCACCGUCUACACGCUGGUCGUGUUCCACAUGAGCGGCCAGUACCCGGAGCCGUACGCCACGCGGCUGGGCCUGUUCCUGGCCAUGUACGUGCUCGUGGGCCUGGUCUCGCAGAUGAUCGGCCUGAUCGUCGGCACCCUGCUCGACAUACAGAACGGAGUGAUAUUCGGCCCGUUCUUCAUCAUGCCCUUCCUCGUGUUCGGCGGCUUCUUCGUCUAUCUCAAGGACGCGCCGCAAUUUUUGCACUGGCUGUUUCACGUGUCCUUCAUCAAGUACGGCUUCGAGGGCGUCGUCGUGGCCGUCUACGGAUCCAACAGGCCGAAGAUGCCGUGCUCCAAGGAGUACUGUCACUUCCGUGCGCCGCAGACCCUGCUCGAGAUCGUCGACAUGAAGAACUCGAAUUAUCUGGUCUCGGUGACGUUCCUGGUCGCCCUGUACUUUCUGCUGGACUGCGUGGCCUUCGCGGCGCUGUUCUUCAAGCUGCGCGCCAGAAAGUACCGGUGAAUCGGUAGAUUCUAAUUGUGUGCCAUUCACUGCGCGCGUGUGAAUCAAGAGAAACUGUAAUACUCGAUUGCAUAAUUUUCAUUAUUAUAUAUUUUUUUAUAUAUAAUUUAUCGUAAUUAUUUAUUUAUAUACACGUUUGUACAAAUGAAGAAAAAAAGAUUGAGAGAUGUGCCAAAUAAUUGCUAAAAGUGAUAUUUAUAUUCUGUUAUGGGUGUUUUUCGUAAUAAAUUCAUACGUAUAAUUUUGACAGAAACUAGACUUUAAUAUGUGCGCGCUACGCGCGCAUGGAACUCUUAUGAGUAUGUAAUUUAAUAUAUGAAAGAUAUUAUUAACUACAGACAGAGGGCGUAUAUAGAUGACACUAAAAUAUUUCUUGUACUCACAUGAAGUUGGCUCUAAGAGGGUUCAAUUCGAUCUAUAAUCGCAAUGGCUCUUAUAUUAAUUAGAUUAUUUCGUUUCGUUACACCAAUUUUCUCGUACUUCAAUGCGAGAUCAUCAUGCCAAUAUCAAAAUUUCACGAGAUUCACCUUUUACUUAUCUUUUCUUCGAUUAUUUAGAGGCUUUCCUGGGUAAAUUGAAAAUUGCCGCGUGGUGUAGCCUACUCGUCAAGAAUAAUAGAAACGAUCAAGUUGAUUGAUUGAUAGUUUUAAUGGCGUUAAAUAAAUGUACAUAGCCACUUAUAAAGUGAGUUGUUUUAAUACAAUCAGACUUUACAUUUUAUAUCGUAUAAAAACUUACCUAUACUAAAAAUUACAUCUCUAUUCUCAGAGGCUAAUAAGCUAAUUAAAUGAUGUGGACGGCGCGAGCCCGCGAUUUUUAAAUUAUAUAACAGUGAUUUUCUUUGUUCCUUGUGUAACUCACAAUACCAAAAUAUAUG
Trichogramma pretiosum is the source of this 3680-nucleotide messenger RNA. Its product is annotated as ATP-binding cassette sub-family G member 4-like. The coding region runs from base 833 to 2803 and encodes 656 amino acids. Gene Ontology annotation, cellular component: plasma membrane. NCBI's taxonomy places the organism in Eukaryota, Metazoa, Arthropoda, Insecta, Hymenoptera, Trichogrammatidae. The transcript has 7 exons. Gene Ontology annotation, molecular function: ATP binding; ATP hydrolysis activity; ABC-type transporter activity. The record is from RefSeq and is a predicted model, not a curated record.